This is a messenger RNA of Lottia gigantea (owl limpet), 837 nucleotides long. RefSeq lists its product as hypothetical. The record is from RefSeq and is a predicted model, not a curated record. The coding region runs from base 1 to 837 and encodes 278 amino acids. NCBI's taxonomy places the organism in Eukaryota, Metazoa, Mollusca, Gastropoda, Lottiidae. The transcript has 3 exons.
AUGCUUUACAAUACGGCGUUUGCUCUAUGCUCCAGAAUGCAAGAGUUUGAUAGCAGUUGUAUCGAUCGAGGAAUUCUUGAGCAUGUGGUCUGUAUGAACCAAUUGCCACCACCAGAAUUGACAAAUGAUACAUACGAGAUGAUGAAGGAGCAAGUUUGUGGAAUUGGUAAAUUUUCUGCGUACUGCAUCGACAACUCAACGGAAUAUUCUAAUUGCCCAUCAACUCAAGACAUAUUACAAAAUUUGAUUAAAUUCACGAAUCGCGAAGCCUGUGGAGGAGAGGCUGGAUACGAGAGCGGAGAAUUUAAGAAACAGGAGACAAGUACAGAGGUUACAACUACAGAGGUUACAACUACAGAGCCUACAACUACAGAGGCUACAACUACAGAGGUUACAACUACAGAGGUUACAAAUACAGAGGUUACAAAUACAGAGCCUACAACUACAGAGGUUACAAAUACAGAGGUUACAAAUACAGAGCCUACAACUACAGAGGUUACAACUACAGAGGUUACAAAUACAGAGGUUACAACUACAGAGGUUACAAAUACAGAGCCUACAACUACAGAGGUUACAAAUACAGGGCCUACAACUACAGAGGUUACAAAUACAGAGGUUACAACUACAGAGGUUACAAAUACAGAGCCUACAACUACAGAGGUUACAAAUACAGAGCCUACAACUACAGAGGUUACAAAUACAGAGCCUACAACUACAGAGCCUACAACUACAGAGGCUACAACUACAGAGGCGGAGAGUAGAAGAAAUACAGCCACUACUGUAUACCAAUCAGUCGUACCACUAGUAACCAUUACGUUUGUAAAGAUUAUAUUUUAA